This is a messenger RNA of Rasamsonia emersonii CBS 393.64, 1860 nucleotides long. Its product is annotated as Autophagy protein Atg22. NCBI's taxonomy places the organism in Eukaryota, Fungi, Ascomycota, Eurotiomycetes, Eurotiales, Trichocomaceae. Gene Ontology annotation, biological process: amino acid transmembrane export from vacuole. The transcript has 2 exons. Bases 1 to 1860 code for a protein of 619 amino acids. The record is from RefSeq and is a predicted model, not a curated record.
AUGGCGGAGGACGAAGCUCUACUCCCUCCCCAAUACCCAGGCGACGAUACCCGACCAACAAGCAAGAAAGAGCUGGCGGGAUGGUACAGCUAUGGCUGGGCAGCGGAGGUGUUCACGGUGUGCGCCAUGGGUAUGGAUUGCUCCUCCAGCAUUGAUGUCGUCCAAAGGAUGGCGCGGGAUCGAGGCUUUCUCGUAUCCGACAAGACUACCCGAUGUAGCUCCAGUUGGGAUGCUUCACACCCGUCCAUCGUUCGUGUAGCUUCUCGAGGUCCCGAGUCGAGCCAAUGCGUUGUCUAUGUCCUUGGCAUUGAAAUCAAUACUGCAAGUUUUGCCAUGUACACAUUCUCAGUGAGCGUGUUAUUACAGGCGUUGCUCAUCAUUUCCAUGUCUGGAGCGGCCGACCAUGGCAGUUAUCGCAAACUGCUCUUGGUCGUGUUUGCAUGCGUGGGCUCCGUUUCGACGAUGCUGUUCCUAGCUGUGAAGCCUGAAGUGUAUCUUCUCGGGGCGCUUUUGGCGAUCAUUGCAAACACGUGUUUUGGAGCGUCUUUUGUGCUUUUGAACUCAUUCCUUCCAGUCCUUGUCCGCCACCAUCCUGCUGUGUUGGACACAGGAGUCGAGGCAGUCUCUGCACAUGUCGGCGAAGGAGGCUCGCAGUCAUAUAACGAGACUGAUGAUUGCGACUCUGCCUUGGAGCCCGACGUCCAUUCCCCGUUACUUCAGUCACAGCGUGAUUCGAAUAUUAGAGCUUCAGCAUCACAACUUCCUGGUCCUACGGUGCACCCUGGAUCCUCUACUGCGUUGCAAUUAUCGACCCGGAUCUCAUCAUAUGGCAUGGGUAUAGGGUAUAUUGGAUCCGUCAUCUUGCAGAUCAUAUGUAUCGUUGUCGUCAUGGUGACCCAUCAGACCACCUUCUCAUUGCGGCUCGUUCUCUUCUUGAUCGGACUGUGGUGGUUUGUUUUCACAAUCCCGGCAAUUCUGUGGUUAAGACCCCGGCCCGGCCCUCCUCUUCCCUUUACUGGUUUUGGCAAGCGUCGUCGCACAUGGUUGGGCUACAUGGCAUAUUCCUGGAAGUCGCUUGGCCAGACGAUUGUUCGCGCUCGUCGCCUCAAAGACGUUGGCCUCUUUCUUGCGGCGUGGUUUCUCCUGAGUGAUGGGAUCGCUACCGUGAGCGGAACGGCUGUUCUCUUUGCCAAAACCCAGCUCGAGAUGCAACCUGCCGCGCUGGGACUGAUCAGUGUGAUUGGAACCAUUUCUGGCGUCUGUGGCGCAUUUUCGUGGAGUUAUGUCUCCCGCUUGCUGAAGCUCCGGACAACGCAUACCAUCAUCGCCUGCAUCUGUCUCUUCGAGCUCAUCCCAUUGUACGGUCUGCUGGGAUUCGUCCCCGCUGUUCAGAAUUGGGGUUUUCUUGGUCUGCAGAACCCCUGGGAGAUGUUCCCAUUAAGCGCUAUUUACGGUCUCGUUAUGGGUGGCUUGUCUUCGUACUGUCGGAGUUUCUUUGGGGAAUUGAUUCCCCCGGGUUAUGAGACGGCGUUCUAUGCCUUGUACGCCAUCACGGACAAAGGCUCGAGCGUGUUCGGACCCGCCAUUGUUGGGCUUAUUACCGACCGUUAUGGCGAAAUCCGACCUGCAUUUGCCUUUCUUGCCCUCUUGGUCUUCUGUCCUCUACCUAUCAUGCUCCUCGUAGAUGUGGAUCGAGGCAAACGCGACGCCCUCGCCCUCGCAGCUGAGCUGGAAGGCCGGCCAACAGGGAACGGGCCCGGAUAUCAGACCGUUCCUACCAUCCAGCUCGUAGACGAGGAGAACGAGGCAGGAUCGGGUCGUGAGGGGAUGGGUCCAGACUCGACUUAUGCCUCGGACUGA